Molecule: messenger RNA, 3772 nt
Organism: Nothobranchius furzeri (turquoise killifish)
Lineage: Eukaryota; Metazoa; Chordata; Actinopteri; Cyprinodontiformes; Nothobranchiidae
Source: RefSeq, a predicted model, not a curated record
CAACAGAUGGUUCUGGUUAAAGAAGAAGCUUCAGAAGAACAGAGUGCUCGUGUCAACCACCAGCAUCUAGAUUUUCUCCACAAAAAGGAGGAACAGGAGAAACUCUGGUCUAGUUUGGAGGGAGAGCGUCUCCAUUUGAAUAAGGAGACUGAUGCUGCCAGGCUUCAAUCCUUUAGCCAAAAAACACAUUUAAACAAACACACCAGAGUCCAGACAAAGCAGAAACAUUUUGCCUGUGAGCACUGUGGACAAAGGUUUCACCAAAAGACUCAUUUAACCACACACAUGAGAGUCCACACAGGAGAGAAGCCUUUUGCUUGUGAGCUCUGUGGAACGAGAUUUAGCCGAAAGACACAUUUAAACACACACAUGAGCGUCCACACAGGAGAGAAGCCUUUUGCCUGUGAGCUAUGUGGACAACGAUUUAGCCGAAAAGAGUCUUUAGAUGAACACAUGAGAGUCCACACAGGAGAUAAGCCCUUUCUUUGUGAGCUCUGUGGAACAAGAUUUAGCCAAAAGACAAAUUUAAACAGUCACAUGAGAGUCCACACAGGAGAGAAGCCUUUCGCCUGUGAGCUCUGUGGUAAUAGAUUUAGUGAAAAGGGAAGUUUAAACAAACACAUGAGGGUCCACACUGGAGAGAAGCCUUUCGCCUGUGAGCUCUGUGGUAAUAGAUUUAGUGAAAAGGGAAGUUUAAACACACACAUGAGAGUCCACACUGGAGAGAAGCCUUUCGCCUGUGAGCUCUGUGGUAAUAGAUUUAGUGAAAAGGGAAGUUUAAACACACACAUGAGAGUCCACACUGGAGAGAAGCCUUUUGCCUGUGAGCUCUGUGGUAAUAGAUUUAGUGAAAAGGGAAGUUUAAACAAACACAUGAAAGUCCACACAGGAGAGAAGCCCUUUCCUUGUGAGCUUUGUGGAAAGAAAUUUAGCUUAAAGUUCAUUUUAAACAGUCACAUGAGAGUCCACACAGGACAGAAGCCUUUUGCUUGUGAGCUCUGUGUAAAAAUAUUUAGCUUAAAGACACAUUUAAACAGACACAUGAGAGUCCACACAGGACAGAAGCCUUUUGCUUGUGAGCUCUGUGUAAAAAGAUUUAGCCGAAAGACACAUUUAAACAGACACAUGAGAGUCCACACAGGACAGAAGCCUUUCGCCUGUGAGCUCUGUGUAAAAAGAUUUAGCUUAAAGACAAAUUUAAACAGACACAUGAGAGUCCACACAGGAGAGAAGCCUUUCGCCUGUGAGCUCUGUGGUAAUAGAUUUAGUGAAAAGGGAAGUUUAAACAAACACAUGAGGGUCCACACUGGAGAGAAGCCUUUCCUCUGUGAGCUCUGUGGAACGGCAUUUAGCCAAAAGACACAUUUAAACACACACAUGAGAGUCCACACUGGAGAGAAGCCUUUCGCCUGUGAGCUGUGUGGUAAUAGAUUUAGUGAAAAGGGAAGUUUAAACAAACACAUGAAAGUCGACACAGGAGAGAAGCCCUUUCCUUGUGAGCUUUGUGGAAAGAAAUUUAGCUUAAAGUCAACUUUAAACAGUUACAUGAGAGUCCACACAGGACAGAAGCCUUUUGCUUGUGAGCUCUGUGUAAAAAGAUUUAGCCGAAAGACACAUUUAAACAGACACAUGAGAGUCCACACAGGACAGAAGCCUUUUGCUUGUGAGCUCUGUGUAAAAAGAUUUAGCCGAAAGACACAUUUAAACAGACACAUGAGCGUCCACACAGGACAGAAGCCUUUCGCCUGUGAGCUCUGUGUAAAAAGAUUUAGCUUAAAGACACAUUUAAACAGACACAUGAGCGUCCACACAGGACAGAAGCCUUUCGCCUGUGAGCUCUGUGUAAAAAGAUUUAGCUUAAAGACAAAUUUAAACAUACACAUGAGAGUCCACACUGGAGAGAAGCCUUUCGCCUGUGAGCUCUGUGGUAAUAGAUUUAGUGAAAAGGGAAGUUUAAACAAACACAUGAAAGUCGACACAGGAGAGAAGCCCUUUCCUUGUGAGCUUUGUGGAAAGAAAUUUAGCUUAAAGUCAACUUUAAACAGUCACAUGAGAGUCCACACAGGACAGAAGCCUUUUGCUUGUGAGCUCUGUGUAAAAAGAUUUAGCCGAAAGACAUAUUUAAACAGACACAUGAGAGUCCACACAGGACAGAAGCCUUUUGCUUGUGAGCUCUGUGUAAAAAGAUUUAGCCGAAAGACACAUUUAAACAGACACAUGAGAGUCCACACAGGACAGAAGCCUUUCGCCUGUGAGCUCUGUGUAAAAAGAUUUAGCUUAAAGGCAAAUUUAAACAGACACAUGAGAGUCCACACUGGCUUUUCGCCUGUGAGUUCGGUGGAAAAGAUUUACCCAAAAGAUAAGUUUAAACGGUCACAAAAGAGUCCAUAAAGGACAGAAGCCUUUUGCUUGUGAGCUCUGUGGACGAAGGUUUAGCUGAAAGAAAACUUUAAACAAUUAUCUAAGCAUCCACUAGGGCUGAACGAUCUUUUGCAGGGGUCUCCAACCUUUUUCUGCCCGUGGUUUACUUUUACACAAUGAAGUACAGCAGAGUUACUGCCAUAUGAUUUAUUUACAUUGAUACUUUCCAUGUGUGAAUGUGCUUAUGUUAAACAUGCUAUACUUACUAUAUUAACAUGUGUAACGUGAGGAAAUAUGGGUUUUCUGUGCAAAAGGUUAUGCUGGGUCAAAUGCUGGGUCGCUGAGAACUUUCACCCACAGAUUAUGACCUGAACGCCAGAGAGUCUGGGAGAAACCACAACAUCUGAACACCUGCAGCUCCAGCCAAGGAGUUCUCAUGGAACAGCUAGUCAUAACAUAACAAAGUUAAAUUUACUUUUCUUGAUAUUAAUGCUAAAUAAUCAUUUUAUCACUUUGCUCAUUAUAAAUGUGUUUUAAGCAAAUGAAUGAUUAUUAUGCUUUGGGUAAUUAUAAUGGAUUAAUGAAUCCAUACUUAAUUAAAUAAUGUUUGAGGAUGUUUGUUAACGACCUUCACACACACUCAAGCACACACGCACACACUCAAACACACCCACACACAGAUUCUCACAGUAAACCCCAAACACAUUUGCUGAUGUACAAGUUUUGCUUUGAGAAGAGAACUGGGUUUGGUAAGUUUCUGUCUGAUGAGGGAGUUCGAGUUGGUCAACGAGAGAGAGAGGACGUGAACAACCGCUAACGGGGGAACGGAGCCCACCGGCUCCUCUCUCCCCCCACCCUCUCACGCUGUUCCUGCCAAGCCAGACAGGACAGCUGAAUUACAACCGCUAACGCAGGCUCGUUCAGAGCUUUUGAUUUUCUGAGUGAAUUAAACUUAAGAAAGCGCAUUUACAAACGUUUUUCCGUCAACAUGUACCGCGGGCAUCUCUGGACCGGGUCGCGGACAUCUACGUCUCCUCUGCCAGCCGCUGGUGUCACCUGGAUGAAACAUCACCAUCCUCUGGCGUCCCGGAUCCGAAAGAAGGUCCGACUUUAGGUGAGGCAGUCCACGGCGGAUAACGUUUGAUGCAUCUUUUCCAACGAAACCUAAGUUUAUUCAAACCAUCACUUUUCACUCAGACACCUGUUUCUUCCUGAAGCAAAAUCAGACGCACACACGCAUCCAUAAUCAUAUCACAUCACCUCAUAUUCAAUCUUCACACACUCACCACAAGGUCUAUUUGAGCAAGCUUAAAAUAUCAACUGUUAAAGAUUGUCCAACAAAGUUGCCAAUGUUGAUUGUUAUUUCCCAUGCUUGUCAUUUCAAAAUCAUUAGUUUAGUUUGAAGAAUUAA